CCCCCUGUGGUCGGCUCGACAGCUUACAUUUUCUACCACCGAGAAUGGAGGAACUUGCUCUGAAGCUCAGCGCGGAUGGCAUCCAGAAAAAGGUGCUUUGUCCUGGUAAAGGGGAAAUCCCGGCCUAUAUGGAUGGCACGAAGGUGAAGUUUCAUUACCGCAGCAGCCUGUGUGACGGUACGGUGCUGGACGACUCCAGGAGGAUGGGAGGGCAGAGUAAACCCAUGGAGCUCAUCCUGGGGAAGAAGUUCAAGCUGCCGGUGUGGGAGCGUGUGGUCAGCACCAUGAGAACGGGCGAGAUCGCCGAGUUCACCUGCGACGUCAAGCACACGGCUCUGUACCCGCUGGUGUCUCAGUCUCUGAGGAACAUCAGCGUGGGUAAAGACCCCCUGGAGGGACAGAGGCACUGCUGCGGCAUCGCCCAGGUCCACUCUCACCACUCACAUGGACACAAAGACCUGGAACGGCUCCAGGCCAACCCUCAGCCCCUCGUCUUCACCAUGGAGCUGCUUGAGGUUUUGCUUCCAGGCUCGUUUGCUUUGGAGACGUGGGCGAUGACGGAUGAGGAGAAGCUGGCCGCCGUGCCGCAGAUCCACGAAGAAGGAAACACGCUCUUCAAGAAUGGAGAAAUAGAGGGAGCCGCCGAAAAAUACUACAACGCCAUCGCCUGCCUGAAGAACCUCCAGAUGAAGGAGCAGCCAGGUGAUAAGCCGUGGAUUAAGUUGGAUCUGAUGAUCACGCCGCUGCUGCUGAACUACUGUCAGUGUAAACUGAUCCAGGGUCAGUACUACGAGGUGCUGGACCACUGCUCCUCUCUGCUCAACAAGUACGAAGAUAACGUGAAGGCAUACUUCAAGCGAGGAAAAGCUCACGCGGCCGUCUGGAACGAAACCGAAGCCCGAGCUGAUUUCGAGAAGGUGCUGAAUCUGGACCCUUCUCUGGGACCGGCCGUGGCCAGAGAGAUCCGAGCGAUGGAGGAGCGCAUCCGAGAGAAGGAAAAAGAGGAGAAAGGGCGCUACAAAAACCUCUUCAUGUCCAGCAGCACUUCACCAGCAGCUACUAUGACCUGAAGCCGGCGUGGACGCUUUCUUUAGUGACUCCUGAAGAGACGCUUCAUUACAGAGAGGCUGUAACACCUGAGCACAUGAACUCUUCACCAUUUCAACAUGAGCAGCUUCCUUAUUUUAUUUCCCUCACACACACACACACACACACCAAUCCUCAUUAACACCCUCACACUAUUACAACCCAAAAAAUAAAUCUCUGCAGUGUAACUAGGGCUGUGUCCCAAACGCUAAAGUUCUUACAAGGCAGCAUGAUGAAGGAAACAGUGUUACACCAUGUCAGGGACACUAGAUGUGACCUCUAGCGUUUGGGACACACCCUACACCUGAGGUGCGGUGUUAAUUCGAAGGAACACACCUUUACUUUUGCACAAAAUGUCUAGGAACGACGCGUCAGAUGCUGGUGAAAUUAAGGGACCUGGAAAUGGGACACGCCCCCCCCCCCUCGAGAGACAAUCAGUUCUAAAGUCCUCUAGCGCCUUGUCAUUCUUUCUGUAGUAAUCCUGUGUAUCUUUCAUGUUAGCUUCUCUUUGUAAUUAUUCUCGUCUUCACAUGUACAUGUGUAUCGUUUCUUUUCAUUGUGUAAACCAUCACACGUGAAUUUACACAGAAAACGUUCACGUGUCGUAUAUCGUCAUGGAAGUAGACACACGCCUGAAGUCGGGGUGGAACGUACGCUCGGAUAUUUUUGUCAAUAUAGAAUUAUUACCAAAUAAAAAAGUCAUCGCUCUUAAAAACAUUUAUAAUUGUUACACUACACUUACUGUUGUUUUUUAUAUA
Messenger RNA from Ictalurus furcatus (blue catfish), 1844 nucleotides. It is a transcript of the gene aip, whose product is annotated as aryl hydrocarbon receptor interacting protein. The coding region runs from base 45 to 1070 and encodes 341 amino acids. Lineage: Eukaryota; Metazoa; Chordata; Actinopteri; Siluriformes; Ictaluridae. Gene Ontology annotation, molecular function: peptidyl-prolyl cis-trans isomerase activity; protein binding. The transcript has 7 exons. The record is from RefSeq and is a predicted model, not a curated record.